This is a messenger RNA of Mya arenaria, 918 nucleotides long. RefSeq lists its product as uncharacterized. The transcript has 4 exons. The record is from RefSeq and is a predicted model, not a curated record. Lineage: Eukaryota; Metazoa; Mollusca; Bivalvia; Myida; Myidae. The coding region runs from base 325 to 780 and encodes 151 amino acids.
UAUGUACAUUUAUACUUAAAGUCUUCGAGGAUUAUAUACGACCUGCCUACACUUAUAACCGUGAACAUAGUCCAUUUUAAUAAGACUUUUUUUACACCAUAUAUUAAACAGAUGUUUUCUCGAGGAUCAAAGUACAAGGAAGUAUGUCAGUUUCAAUGUGAUUUUUUGUUCCAGAUUUUGAACUUUUUCACAAACGAUGUGUAAGUAAAGUAAUACUCCACGUAUAAAGAUUUGUUUUGAAAGAGAAUACAGACUAAGGCAUUCUGUGAUAUCAGAAAAAUACGCAACUUUAUCAAGGAUAAGCUAAAAUCGUCCAAAGGAAAAAUGGAUUCGAAUAGCAUGGAGGAGUUUGAAAAGAAUUUCUGUGGGAAAUGGAAAAUGGAGAGCGAGGAAAAUGUAGUGGAAUUAUGCGAUCAUAUGAAGCUGUGCGAGGAGGACCGGAAGAUGAUGACAAGCGUCCAGCCAGCCUUGAUCUUGGAGCGGAAAGGAGACGCGAUCGAACAAACGUACAAGGACGAUAACUUCACUUUCUCGCAAGUUGUCACGUUUGGCGUGCCAUACGAGUCCAAGGCACCUGGCGACUCACCAAUGUACCAUAACAUCACCACGUGUACAUUCAAAGAUGGAGUCAUGCACAAUGACGUAGUUAGUCAGCUGACCGGCGAGAAAAAACGAGACUUCGAGGUCGAUGUCAAGAUCGAAGGCGGGAAACUUGUAACGACAGAUUGGCAGAAAGGAGACCCCAGCGUUAAGGCAAAGCGGGUGUACGUUAAAUUCUAAUGUCAGGCCUAGCAGUUCUUUAAAACCAUCGCUGAUCGAUGCAAUCUGCAGUGAACAGUGUGUUCGUGUCUUGAGCACUCCACUUAACGUAGACGGAUUUCAGCUGGAUCAUCUUAAAUAAAUCCUAAUUUAAAAGUU